Messenger RNA from Caenorhabditis remanei, 489 nucleotides. RefSeq lists its product as uncharacterized. The record is from RefSeq and is a predicted model, not a curated record. The coding region runs from base 1 to 489 and encodes 162 amino acids. Lineage: Eukaryota; Metazoa; Nematoda; Chromadorea; Rhabditida; Rhabditidae. The transcript has 2 exons.
AUGCAAGGUGCAACAGAAGUGUACGAUUUCCGUUCAACACUCAACCGACACGAAGAUGGUUAUUUUAUUGCUCGUGUCGUGGUUGGACUGAUGAAGGUGGCCGACAAAAAAGAAGUGAUGAUAUUGAUUGAUCCGUGUUUGACAAAUGAUGACAACACUGAGCCGGUUGUUCACUUCGCGAUAACCGGAGAUCAGUUGGAACAUCGAUUCAGUGGAGAAUUUCAAAAGAUUGAAAAGCUCGGAAAUCUUGAACCGACUCGAGAUGCACAGCUAAUUCAAGUUGCUGUAGGGACUUGGGAGUAUCAAACAUCGGCGAGCUCUAUCCAUUUGUGCAAUUGUCACCCGAAUUUCUAUGAACCGAGUGCAAACCAUUCCGAUCUUGAAAUAUGCGAAAUGAGACUUUUGGCAGGCUGUAUCGCUACCCAUCUCCGUAUGAACGGCAACUUGCUCGCAGUAACCAUCCAAUCGGGACUAUCAAUUUUGAACUAA